This is a messenger RNA of Saimiri boliviensis boliviensis (Bolivian squirrel monkey), 583 nucleotides long. RefSeq names its product prolactin induced protein (gene PIP). Gene Ontology annotation, molecular function: aspartic-type endopeptidase activity. Gene Ontology annotation, cellular component: extracellular region. The record is from RefSeq and is a predicted model, not a curated record. Gene Ontology annotation, biological process: proteolysis; regulation of immune system process. Lineage: Eukaryota; Metazoa; Chordata; Mammalia; Primates; Cebidae.
UCUCCAAGACACAUUGCCUUCUGUUUUCUCCAGCAUGCGCUUGUUCCAGCUCCUGUUCAGGGCCAGCCCUGCUGCCCUGCUCCUGGUUCUCUGCCUGCAGCUGGGGUCCAACAAAGCUCAGGAAAACACAACCAGUCCGAGGAUCAUAAUACUGGAUUUUCAGUUGGCCAGGGUGGAAGAUGAAAAGCAGGAGGUCACUGCAGACCUUAAAGUUCAAACAGAAUUGAAAGAAUGCAUGGUGAUUAAAGCUUUCCUCAGUAGCAAUGUACAUAUCGAAGGUGGAUUUAGCUUUAAGUAUACUGCCUGCCUCUGUGAAGACAAUCCAAGACGCUUCUUCUGGGACUUUAAGACCAACUCAACCGCGCAAAUUGCAGCCGUCGUUGAUAUUGUUCGGGAAUUAUACAUCUGCCCUGAUGAUGAUGCUGUAAUCCCCAUUAAAGCAAACAGGUUUUAUACUGUGAAAACCCUACCUGCAGCAUAAUGGAAGCCCUGUCUGUCCACCACACCCAGGUGAUUUCCCCUAAGAAAACUUGGCUGCAAUUUCUGUUGUGGUCUCUGAAAUAAACUUCUUAACAAGCUUCUC